CUCCGCCAUGGCGGCCUUCCUCCUCCUCCAUCUUUCUCCCUCUUUUUAACUUCUACACCUCUAUCAGACAAGUUUCGCCGUUUCUUUCUCGCUCUUUUCCACAAUUCUCCCAUCCGACUAUUCAAUUUUUAUUCAAAUCCUUCUGGGAGUUAGGGCACGCAAUGCCGCUAUUCCUCUUGGACAGGAAAUUUCAGCGUUGCUCUCCAGAUGCCUCUCUGGUCGAUGAGAAGGUUGAUUCCUUCAUCAGAGACCUUCACCGCCAGAGUUGGCUGACGCCGCUGCCAUCACUGCCGAGUAGACCUGUGCGUUCCUUGAGGAGAAGUACAUUAUCCUCUCCAAGUUCGGCAAGCUCGAGUUCCGAAAUCCGCAACUCAACGCCGCUCUCGAUGUUAUUUUGAGAAUCCACCGCUAAGAUCGAAAGGAAAGCAUGAACAGUCUCAAGAUUUCUCUUUGCUGCUUUAACUGCUGCAUUGAUGCCUUCCAGUUCAACCUUAAAGGCCUUGACAGCAGCAAAUACGAGUAUGUGAAGUCAUUUGAAGUUGAGGAUCGGCUGAUGCCAUGCACUUGGAUAAUUGUCAGAAUCGAUGGCCAUGAUUUUCAAAGAUUUUCUCAAGUUCAUGAAUUUAUGAAGCCAAAUGAUGAGCAAGCUUUGAACUUGAUGAACUCAUGCGCAAUGGCUGUGUUGGAAGAAUAUCCAGAUAUAAUAUACUCUUAUGGGUUCAGUGAUGAGUACAGCUUCAUUUUGAAGAAGACUUCAAAUUUCUACCAGAGGCGUGCAAGCAAAAUAGUGUCUAUCAUUGUCUCUUUCUUCUCUUCUCUGUAUGUCAUGAAAUGGAAAGAAUUCUUUCCUCAGAAAGAGAUGAGGUUCCUUCCGUCUUUUCAUGGACAGAUCUUUUGCUGUCCUUCAGCUGAGGUUUUUAAAGAUUAUCUAGUGUGGAGGCGAGAAGAAUGUCACAUUAACAACCAAUAUGAUACUUGUUAUUGGAUGCUGGUUCAGUCUGGGAGGACUGAAGGGGAAGCACAAAGUAUUUUGAAGGGUUCUCAAAAACAGGACAGAAAUGAACUACUUUUCCAACAGUUUGGUGUUAACUAUGACAAGCUACCAAUCAUGUUCCGUAGAGGAUCCUGCGUUCUCAAGGAAAAGGUGGAAGAAAUUGUGAAGUUCAAUCAUGCAGGAGAUCCUGUUAGAAGAUUACGGAAAAAGCUGAUAGUGGACCAUUUUGAUCCAGACUGGCCAAGCUUUUGGAUAAAGCACCCAAGUCUAAUUGAUGAGCUACAUAUACCAAUGGAGGAUUUCUGCAACAUUUGGUCAACCAAAUGUGAUUAUGUGAAAUCCUUUGAAGUCGAAUACAAGUUGAUGCCCUGCACAUGGAUUGUUGUUCGAAUUGAUGGCUGCCAUUUUCAUAGAUUUUCUGAAAUCCAUGAAUUUGAGAAGCCCAACGACGAGCAAGCUUUGAAUCUGAUGAACUCAUGUGCAGUGGCCAUGUUAGAGGAGUUUCCAGAUGUAGUCUUCUCAUAUGGGGUCAGUGAUGAGUACAGCUUUGUUUUGAAGGAGAGAUCUCAGUUCUGUCAAAGGCGUGCCAGAAAAAUAGUGUCACAGACUGUAUCAUUCUUCUCUUCCCUGUAUGUAAUGAAAUGGAAGUUAUUCUUCCCUGGAGAAGGGUUGAAGUAUCCGCCUUCUUUUGAUGGCCGGACUGUAUGCUACCCAUCGGUUCAGAUUCUUCGAGAUUAUCUGUCAUGGAGACAAAUUGACUGUCACAUCAACAAUCAAUAUAACACCUGUUUCUGGAUGCUGGUUAAAUCAGGAAAGACCAAAAGUGAGGCACAAUAUCUUUUAAAGGGUACUCAAACGCAAGAGAAAAACAAACUGCUUCUACAACAGUUUGGUAUCAACUACGAGAGGCUACCAGUCAUGUUCCGUAGAGGAUCCUGUGUUUACCGAGAUAAGGUCACUGUCUAUCCCGCCAACUGAAUGAUUUUGAGUGCUGUGCUUGUACGUUAAUGCAGUGGAUCAAGGGUAUAGUGUCACAUGUGGGAAAGUGUAGAUGCAGUAAAU
This is a messenger RNA of Macadamia integrifolia, 2056 nucleotides long. RefSeq names its product tRNA(His) guanylyltransferase 1-like. Gene Ontology annotation, biological process: tRNA modification. The record is from RefSeq and is a predicted model, not a curated record. The transcript has 14 exons. Lineage: Eukaryota; Viridiplantae; Streptophyta; Magnoliopsida; Proteales; Proteaceae. Bases 428 to 1972 code for a protein of 514 amino acids. Gene Ontology annotation, molecular function: magnesium ion binding; tRNA guanylyltransferase activity.